This is a messenger RNA of Styela clava, 1406 nucleotides long. RefSeq lists its product as uncharacterized. Lineage: Eukaryota; Metazoa; Chordata; Ascidiacea; Stolidobranchia; Styelidae. The record is from RefSeq and is a predicted model, not a curated record.
UAUCAAUUAGGACGUUCGAAUACGGCAUAUUGCUAAUACAUUCUGUAAAUACUUCGUGUCUCAUAUUUGUGUUAACCCGAUGGAUUAACAGCUGUUAUCUUGAAAACCCCAUUUAUCAAUGUUUAAAAAUACUUGGAAGCUCAACGCCAUGGUUUCAUAUUCUUAAUGUUAAUGUUUACACAAUCUAUUUAUCGUUUGUAUUUGUGCAUAAAAUUGUUGUUGUGGGGAAAUUACCUUGCUUUAUUUAUAUUGCUGCUAAUAGACUUGAAGUAUUACCAAGUUGACAGAAACAAUGAAUAUUCUGGAUUUUUCUGAAUGUUCAAUUCUGAAACCAAAGGUGGAUGAAAACACGAAACGAUUAGUUGGAAAUGAAUUAUAUCAUGCUUUGUCUACAGUCGGAUUUACUUAUCUCCAGAAUACAGGUAUACCAAGCGAAUUACUUGCCAAAGUUUUCGAAAGAUCGAAGCAAUUUUUUGAUUCAAAACCCGAAGUUAAACAACAGUUUUCCGACGUGAAGAAUUUCAAGGGAUAUGUUCCUUUGUAUACAGAGGGAACUAAUGUGAAAAGAUCAAAAGACAUUAAAGAAGCCUAUAAUUUCAACAUGAUUAACGAUGAAAAUAAACACAAAUUGUGUCCAAUGAAUGAUGUGCCAGAAUUUUAUGAUUCAAUGAAACAAUUUUCCGAGAUUACCAAAAAACUGGCAGUUCGAAUAUUAGAAGUUUUAAGCGAAGGAAUGAAAAUUAAGGAUAAAUCAUAUUUGAUCCGAUGUCAUUCUCGAAUGAGCGGCAAAAACAACUUUACAACGUUAAGAUCUUUGUAUUAUCCACCAAUUCUAAACGAUUCAACAGUAAAACCGAAUCAAAUUCGACUUGGUGAACAUACCGAUUUCGGCUCAUUUACAUUGUUGUUUCAGGAUCAGAUGGGAGGAUUAGAGGUCAAAAAUCAGGAAGGAAAAUUUAUUGAAGCGAAACCUAUUUCUGGAACCGUCAUUGUAAACAUUGGUGAUAUAUUGCAGUUAUGGUCAAGUAGAAGAUUAAAGUCAACGGAACAUCGUAUCAUGAUUCCAAGUGAUGAAUCCAAACGGAGAACCCAUCGUCAGUCCAUCGUAUACUUUGUUCAUCCGGAUUUCGAAACCAAACUCAGACCAAUCGAGUACGAAUCAGAGUCGGCAUCUGCUGAUCGACCUAAGUUUGUUGAUGACGAAAAUAUCGUGACAGCGCAUGAAUAUGUAACUAAUCUACUCGAAUCGCGUUGGGAUUAGAAUAUGGCCUUGUGGAAUGUCGUACAAUGAAUUGCCUACUAAAACUAAUGCCGAUUUAAAACGCUGCCUCUAAAGUAUUUUACUAUUGUUUUAAAUUUUUCAAAAUGUGCACCAAUCACCUGAAUAAAUAUUUUAAAAUGAAAAA